GUGCUGGCAGCAUCGUCUGCUGUUGUUCCAAUCAUGCAGCCGAAAACCAGACGCCACUUACUCAUGCUGCUGACCACAGCCAUCGUUGGGACCUGCAUGGGUCUCAUGAUUUACUUUUCGGGCUUUGACCACGAGACGAUGACUGCGAAGAAUGUGCUUAUUACUGUGGUCAUAGUGCUGUUCUUCGAGAGGACGAUCGCCGACCCAAUCAAGUUCUUCUUCAUCGCUUUGGACAUGUCCCUCUGGCCGUAUCCCAUGGCCAAAUAUCGGCCGUACCGUAAGGAGGAUGACAAUAUUGAGAACUACAAUCGUUUGGAUUUUCUGAAGCUGCGCUUGAGGUCAAUGAAAUCGAAAAUGCGGAUCACCGAGCGCUACCGCAACGAGCAGCUGAAUCUAGAGUUUCGCAACAUUAUCCACGACCUGCAACUUUAUGGCACAUACUUUCUGGUGCUGACCGGGGUUGUCCUGGUCUCGCGCAACGAGCUGACCUACUACAAUACGGUUACGAUGAAUAAACUGUUUAUGUUUAAUCAUUCGAUCUACGUUGGCCUCAACGAGGUCUAUCACCUGAAUCAGCUGUUCGAUUUCAUACAAUCGUCGCUAAUCGAAGCCUUCAACAAGGGCGACUCCGCGAUGGGCAUCUCCAUUUGGACGCACAUCAUGCAGUCGAAGCUGCUGGGCGUGGUGCGUCUGCGCCAGCUCCGGCUGGCGAAGGAGCAGUUCAGCUACGGCAAUCCCGAGUACACGGAGCAGCCCUACAAGCCCGAUUGGCAGCUGCCAUAUCAGCAAUACCAUUAUGCGGACAAAUACUGGCGUGUCUACGAUCCCUGGGUGCCCAUGCGCAAGAGCGAAUUCACCGAGAAGCUUGUGCUCAACUUCAAUCACCAUGGCCAAAUGCACAACUAUCCCGAGCUGAAGGGCUAUGCGGCCCUGCUCUGUCGCGCCAAGCAGAACAGCCAGAAGGUGCUUGAGUUUCUGACCGACUACAAUUGGCUGACAUACAACACGAGCGCCGUCUUCAUGGACUUUACGCUCUACAACAUCGACGCCGACAUGUUCAGCGUGUGCACGCUGUGGGUGGAGCAGACGCCCUUCGGCAGCAUCAUACCGGGCAUGCACUGCGACAGCAUUCAACUGAUUGUGAAUAGCCUGCAGAUAUCGUAUUUGAGACUGUUGAUUCUGCUCUACUACGUGAUCACGUUCUUGAACUUCAUUCAAGCAUUCGUCGUGAACGUUUGGUACGAGCCGUCCAGGCUGCGCAACAUCUGGAUUAUAAUGGAUGCGUUCAUCAUAGUGGUCAACAUAUUGCUGAUUGCCACGAUCCUGUGGCGAGCAUCGAUUGUGGCCUCGAUGCUGAAGAGGCUGGAGGGCGCCAAUAGGCUCGAGUUUCUCGACUUUCGCAUUCCGGCUCGCCUGUAUGGCCUGUGCAAUGUUCUCACCGGUUUUCUGAUCAGCGCCACCACGCUGCGUCUGUGGAAGGUGCUGCAGUUCGCCCGGGUAUUUCAGAUAUUCACACGAACCCUGUCCUCGGCCUGGAUGCCCCUGCUCAUCACGUGCUCGACCAUCGUCAUCUUCCUGGGGGCGUUCGGCAUCGCCACAUGCGUUAUCAAUGGCAACAACAACACGUACUUCAUCCAUGCGUUCACCAGUGUUGUUUCCAUCUUGUGCUUCUCGUUCGGCUUCAAGACCGAGAUCCGGCCCGAGGAUCUGUUCCACGGUGGCAAGUACCUGGGCGUUAUUCUGUAUGCGACCAUGGGAUUUGUGGUCGUGGUGCUCCUGCUCAAUGUCUUCUCCAGUCUGAUUAACACGUACUUCAUCGAAGCCAAGGUUCUGGGCGACGCCAAGUUCAAGGAGCAAAUCACAUUCUUUCAGUUCCUGCGCGUGGAGUUCGACCAUACUUUCCGAAUCCUUGGCAAGGUCUUCUGCGUUGAAAAGUCUUACAAGCGCAACGGACGCACGGUCGCCGAGAAUGUCCAAAUCAUGCUGGACAAGCGCGAGCGCAAGAAGACCGUUGAGAAGAACGAGCACUUCCUUCAAGUCGACUACAGGGAGCGCAUUGAGCUGACGCUCUCCAUAUCGCGCAUUUUGAAUAUACAAAUGGAAAUACUGGAGAACAUACUGUUUGCCGAAAUCGAGGAGAAGAAGAAGCAGCACAAGCCACACAAGCCAAAGGGCAAAGAGCCGAAGGCAUCCUAUGACAGCAUGGUCUGAGCAGGGGUCGACUCGGCUCGGCUGGGGCAAAUAAUUUAUAAUUGCAGUUAGUUUUUGUGUGUUGUUGUUUUUCAUUUGUCAUUUGU
Messenger RNA from Drosophila mojavensis, 2297 nucleotides. Its product is annotated as polycystin-2. The record is from RefSeq and is a predicted model, not a curated record. Bases 34 to 2211 code for a protein of 725 amino acids. NCBI's taxonomy places the organism in Eukaryota, Metazoa, Arthropoda, Insecta, Diptera, Drosophilidae. Gene Ontology annotation, cellular component: membrane. Gene Ontology annotation, molecular function: calcium channel activity; calcium ion binding. Gene Ontology annotation, biological process: detection of mechanical stimulus. The transcript is spliced from 2 exons.